Molecule: messenger RNA, 1429 nt
Organism: Galleria mellonella (greater wax moth)
Lineage: Eukaryota; Metazoa; Arthropoda; Insecta; Lepidoptera; Pyralidae
Exons: 7
Coding region: 68-1216 (382 amino acids)
Source: RefSeq, a predicted model, not a curated record
AUGACAUAAACAAUCAUAAAAGAAAUAUUUAUUAUCCAUAUUUAUAUAUACAAUAAUUACUAUAAACAUGUCGCUGAAAAAAGUUAUGAAAGGUCUACCACCCGAUCUGCUUGCUGCCGAAGGAUUGCUGUACCACGAUUGGACAGCAAUAAGUUCAAACCAACGAGAAUGUAUUUCUAGGCUUGGCAUAACCAUACAAAUGGAACAAGAGUCUUAUUUAAUCGAACAUCCUGAGGUGAAAGCAAUGCUAGAAGUUUUCGUUAGCAAAAUGACACGACUCACAAAGAAAAAAGACGUGCUUAAAGAAGCCGCGAUCCACUUCACGCGGCCAGCCGAGGUCCUCGAUCAAGAGAUAAGAGAACGGCUUGGUUUACCAACACACGGCCCUUAUAAGAUGGACAAUAAACCCAAACACCAACAUAAAGAUCUGGAUCUGGAGUAUGAUCUUAGGAAUAUAAUACUGAAACAUUAUCCACCAGAAGAAUGGAAGAUACCUACACCUGUGAUACCCACUCCUGAUACAGCAUCGUCUUCAUUCAUGUCUCUCAUUACUUCAGAUACAACACUUCCUACACCAGAGCCAAUACCUACUCCCGAGCCAACUCUUUCUGAAACGUUCUUCGCUGUCGUCUCUUAUACUGUGGACAAAGCUAUAUAUCUGCACGUUGAUGACGCAGCUCUGCGUUACGAUACUGCUUACGUCGAACUCAUGAAAAUCGUAGAAGAAGCUAUGGAAAUACCAGUAAUAGAAAUUAGAGAAGAUAUAGCUAAUUUAUUUUAUAAUGCUUAUAAGAUGUUUGAAUUGAAUAUUAUGGAGAAAGAGAGAAUUGCAGCUGAAAUAGCUUGGGAAAAACGAACGAGGAAGAAAAUGAAGCGAACGCUCCGAAAGUUGAACAACUUUAAAGGAUACGAGACACCAACAACACCUAAAAGUGAGAUAUCAUCACAUGAAAGUUAUAUGAAGCCGCCGCCGCGUCCCUGUGUAUGCCAUCCUCAACUCCGGUACAACAGAUACCCAAAGGACCGCUUUGGUAUUUAUCUACCCCGGGAAACUACAUACAGUGAUGCCAAUGUCACGUCUACGCCUGCAAUAUCUCUGGAGAGCAUUGCCGAACCGGACGAUGAUGAUAAAGUAGAUACCAAAUCAAUAAUAAGCAAGAAGUCUGGUAUAUCAACAAAGAGCAGUGCUAUAAAAAAGAAUGCAGCAUUUCAAUAACUGAAUGUUUAAACUUCAAAUUCUAAAAUUUUAAAAAAUCUUGAUUAUUCUGAGAUAUAGAUAAAUUCGCUUUUUAUUUUAUUGGAUUGUGUGUAUAUGAUAUGAAUGACAGAAAAUUCAUGUAACAUACACAAGUUAGUUUUUUACAUGUCUAUCUGUAAACUAGAUAUCUAACUAACGUAUAACUUAGAAAUACAUAUAUAAACGUUUCUA